CCGCCUCUGUACUCUGUUUUUUCUUGAUAAUUGACAAAAGAAGGGUAGAGGAGGAUGGGAGCUGAGGGUUCACUGGAAAAGCUAAACAAAAAGAAGAAAUCAAAAAAGAAUAAAGAGGGUAGAGCUAUCUUCCUCCAAAAAGAAGAGGAGAAGUUGGCUAAGGCAAUGGAAGAAAAGAAGAGGAAGAAGAAGAGAGCUCAUGUACUAACUAGAAGAAGAGAUGAAGUACAUCUCUCAAAUUAUAAAGAUAAUGUGGAUGGAGAAAAAGAGAACAAAUCUGCAAAGAGGAAGAUGAGGAAAGAUGUCAAACUUGAUGAAACUGAAAGUUUGGAAAUUGAUCAAUCUAAUGAAAGAGAAGAUGCACUUGGUCAAGAAAAUAAUGUAUCUGCUGAGAAAAGGAAAUCCAGAAAGAAGAAGAGAAAAUGUGAGAAGAAAGUACGGAGAAAUGAGACUGUUGAUCAUUAUGUUGAGGCUAAUGAUGAUUCAGAUCAGAAAAGUGAGAAGGAUCAUUCCCUCACAAUAACGCAAGACAACUUGGUGGAGAAGAGAGGACAAGCAGGAUAUGAAGAGAUUGAUGAACUAUCUUCUGGCGAUGAGGAUUGCUCAAAAGGAAUGAGAAAGUGGGUACUCGAUUAUUACCAGAGUAGGCCUGGGUUGAAGGUGUUGCAAGAAAGAAUUGAUGAGUUUAUUACUUCUUAUGAGGCGAAAAAGGAACAGGAAAGGAAAGAAAAAGAAGCCCUUGCUGCAGAAGAUGGCUGGACUGUUGUCGUACAUCACAAAGGAAGGAAAAAGACAACUGAUUCUGAAACUGGAAUUGCAGUUGGUUCUGUUUCCCAAGCUGCAGUCAUGGAUAAUAUGGACAAAAAGAAAAAGAAAGAUGUGGGUUUAGAUUUCUACCGGUUUCAAAAAAGAGAAGCAAAGAGAAAUGAGAUCAUGGUGCUGCAGAGCAAAUUCGAGCAGGACAAGAAAAGGAUACAGCAGUUGAGAGCUGCAAGAAAAUUUCGACCUUACUAAACAAAUACUGUAAUUUUUCUGGAAGGGAGUUGUUAUAAGCUAGAAAAGAGAGGGACGGAAGGUUAAGGAAAAAGGGGUUCCAAUGAUAACCACAUAACCAUAACUUGAGAACAUAUUCAUUUAUUAUGGUUUAGUUUCCGAGCGCAUCAAUUAUUUUAUCAGGCAACUCCAUCCAUCAAGAUGUAAGCAAAAAUGCACAUGAAUGUUGUCAUAGAGGCGACUUGGCGAUUAAUAUGAUACAGACUGUAGAUGUCAUCGCAACUAGUUGCCAUAUUUUGAUGGAUAUUGAAAUAUUUAUAGAUUUAUCUACUGAAAGUGUAUGCUAUUUCUUGUUAAUGGUGUUGUUUGCACUAAAAAAAUGGAGAAAAAAAGAAGUUUUGUUUUUUGCUUUAUGGAUAGGUGGACUGCAUGGUGACUUGUAUUGGGAUUGGUUAGAGAUACUGGUAGUCUAGUGGUGGGUCAUUCACUGGAUAAGAGGUGAAAUUUUGAACAGUUGUAUUAAGGGUAUGUUAAAUAUCAGCGAUAGUUGUAAUAUA
This is a messenger RNA of Solanum stenotomum, 1550 nucleotides long. RefSeq lists its product as uncharacterized. The transcript has 8 exons. The record is from RefSeq and is a predicted model, not a curated record. Lineage: Eukaryota; Viridiplantae; Streptophyta; Magnoliopsida; Solanales; Solanaceae. Bases 55 to 1014 code for a protein of 319 amino acids. Gene Ontology annotation, cellular component: UTP-C complex; CURI complex. Gene Ontology annotation, biological process: ribosomal small subunit assembly; rRNA processing.